CCGAGAAUUAAAUACAGUUUGGGAACCUCUUGAUUAGGUCAUACUGGUUUAUUCCAUUUCUUGCCAUCUAUCUGUCUGUCUCUCUUGUCUCUCUCUCUCUCUCUCUUGGUCUGUCACUCUCACUCUCUCUCUCUCUCUCUCUCUCUCUUUCUCUUAAUCUCUCUCUCACUCUCUGUCUCCAGCUCUCUUCUCCAUAACGUGUCUACCCACCUUUCCAUUACUGCGAAUUAAUUGCUAGAGCAUGUCUUACACUGCAUUUUAGUAUUGAAUUAUAAAACCGUACAUGUAGCACAGUGAUGGUAUUUACCAGAGACAUACCAGACAUCUGAGUGUGCAGGUCAGGUGGACGACGUUAAAGAAGACAUUUAACAGACAAACCCUUGUUGAAAAUAUGAUUUAUAUCCAUGCCCAGUAGUUGUUUUUUUCUCGUUUGUUUUCUUCGUUAUCCAGCUUUUUAAUUCAAUUAGAAUCCAUUAUGCCGCUGCUAUUUCUGAGCUUCUUUGUUGCCAUGACAACGGUGGUGUCUGCCAGUCUGUCUGGUUACGGAUACAACGCAGACUUUUGCAGUCAACACAUUGGAGUAAUAGAGGACGACGGCUCUACAAGUAAGACACAAAAUUAAGUUACUGGGAGAAAUAAGGAGAUGUUAUUACGUGGGAAUGGUUGGAGUAGUUAUAAUAAUUGAUGGACUGGAUUCAAGUUGUGUACAUGAAAUACAAGACCAAGGUAAAAGGCUAGACUUGAAUUCAUAGACAGGACAAAAGAUUUUGACGUUUCGGCCUAGAGACUUCGUCAGAAAACAAGGCACAAAGAAGUAUAGCUAGUAUCAGAUCACAAUUAAAAUUUAAAAUCUCUAUUCCUCCUCACAACAGAACGGUCCCACAAUUUUUUGUUCCCAUUAUUGACAGAAUCUCCGCCAGUAUUUGUUGAUGAUUUCUACGUCUUCGUUGAACAAAAACUUCUGGACAAUCACAGCGUCAGUUACAUAGAAGAGUACUUCUCACAGGUUUGUCAGUAUGAUUAGCUUGGCACAGCGUCAGUUACAUAGAAGAGUACUUCUCACAGGUUUGUCAGUAUGAUUAGCUCGGCACAGCGUCAGUUACAUAGAAGAGUACUUCUCACAGGUUUUAUAGUAUAUAUAUAUUUUUAUUUUUAUUUUACUCCUAGGUGACUACCUUACAAUAGAAAUUUACUAUAUUGGGUAACACAUUUCCGCAACUUUCGAUACUAGUACCUGGGAAAUCAUCUACUUUCACAACUUUCGAUACUAGUUCGUAACAAAUAAACUACUUCCACAUCUUGCGAAACUACUUCGUUACAGAUAAACUACUUCCACAAUUUUCGAUACGAGUACGCUACAAAUAAAACAACUUUCACAACUUGCGAUACUGGUACGCUACAUAUCAACUACUUCCACAACUUGCGAUACAAGAACGUCGUAAAAUAGCAUGGAUCCAAGCACUUUAAAAUUAUUCAAUCAAUCAAUCAACAUCUACCACAACUUGUGUAGUACGUUACAUAUCAACUACUUCCACAACUUGAGAUAUUAGUACGUUACCACGCUGAUAUGAAUAUUUUUUUUCCAGCACUCUGGUUUAGUCCACGCUUCACUGAAUUCUCAAGACGAUUCGAUCAACUACUGGGUGGACACUAAUCACGAUGAGAUUAUCAUAGUCCCACAAGGACAGCGUAAGUCGGACACGGUGGGUGGACACUGAGCACGAUGAGAUUAUCAUAGUCCCAUAAGGAUAGCGUAAGUCGGACUCUGAUCAUAAUGACCAGUGGCUGGUGUAGGUCUGUCUUGGUUAUGUUGUCACAAUCAGUCCUUGUGACCAAUGUAAAUAUGACGUGUUAGAGGUCACUAACCUAAUGGUCAGCUUGUAAAUCUGACGAUGAUAGGUGGAUCUUACAUGUCAGUGUAAGUCAAUCUGACGUUGAUGGUGGAUCUUACUUGCAAAUGAAGCAAACAUGACGUGACAUGUGUAAAUUUAAACACGCAGUCAAAAGAUCAUCGCAGGCAAUCAGAAAUAUUUAGAUUAGCUAUCGUUUUAAUUAAUUUUUUAAAAAGAAAACUAAUACAAAUAAAUAUCUAUUAUAUCUGGUGUAUUGUCUUCAGAUCUCUAUUUAUAUUUGGUGUAGUGUGUACAAUAUCUAUUUCUAUUUGUGGAGUGUGUACAGAUUUCUAUUUCUAUUUGGUGUAGUGUGUACAGAUAUUUAUUUUUAUUUGGUGUAGUGUGUAUAGAUAUCUAUUUCUAUUUGGUGUAUCGUGUACAGAUCCCUAUUUCUACUUGUUGUAGUGAGUACAUAUCUCUAUUUCUAUUUGUGUUAGCGUGUACAGAUCUCAAUUUCUAUUUGGCUUAGUGUGUACAGAUCUCUAUUUCUACUUGGUGUAGUGUGUGCAUAUCUCUAUCUCUAUUUGGCGUGGUGUGUACAGAUGUCUAUUUCUUUUUGGUGUAGUGUGUGCAGAUCUCUAUUUCUAUUUGGCUUAGUGUGUACAUAUCUCUAUUUCUACAUGGUGUAGUGUUUACAUAUCUCUAUCUCUAUUUGGCGCGGUGUGUACAGAUGUCUAUUUCUACUUGGUGUAGUGUGUGCAGAUCUCUAUCUCUAUUUGGUGUAGUGUGUACAGACAAGACGUACGACUUCGUGGGGACGGACCAGUACACCAUGAUUGGCGUGACCAUAGGACCACACGAUUCUCUUGACCUCAACUCACCGGAGGGUAAAUUUCAGUUUGGAUUUACCUGGUACAACUUCAAAGUCCUUCGUGGUUUAUUUUCAGUCAGUUGACACUUUAAAGGGCGUUCUUACAUGCUUCGUGCUUAUUUAUUUUUCUUAAAAACUAAAUUUUAUAAUAACUAGCUGUCAGGCAAUUUUAUUUAUAAAUGAUUUUAAGGAGCAACGCUUGGAGAAACUGCGUAUUUACUCAACUCGUGUAUGAUUUUUAAGUCCAAGGGAAGUUACUCGAAUAUAAAAACAACAGUGCAUCCCUUUUACUUAAAUAAAUUAAAUUGAAAUCUACUAGUUUAAAUAAAAUUAGCUUAAUAAAUUUCUGGAUCAGUAAAUUAAGUAUUCUAGUUCUAGGCCUUUUCACAAAUACAUUUUUAAAGUCGUUUAAAUACAGCUGCCUGCAACAUUGACAUCUUCUAGGACUCCAGGAGAUGGAGAAGUAGGUUAAAAGGGGGGGGGGGGGGGGGGGAGGAAAUAAAAAAUGUGUCAAGUUGAAUCCAAAAAGGGAGUUGGCAAUAGUUUGUUUGCUGAGUUGAAGACUUAUUCUUUUAAGUGGUUGUGAUGUGUGCUGUCUAAAACUUUAAACAUUAAGUUGCUUAAAAAAAACUUUUUUUUUUUUUUUAAAAUUAUUAUUGCUCAACGUUCACAGCAUUCUUUCACUGGGGUGCUCAGGGCAGAGAGAACAUCUCAUACAAAGGUCCAGACGUAUCUCGAGGUAAGGUGCAUGGGGGUCUGGCAUGUGCACAGGUAAUGGUCGAACUUCCUAUUCUCCGCGAUGUUCAGGAUGAUGCGUUCGCCCAAGAUCGUAUCAACGCCUGCGCCGCACUGAAUCAAACUGCACUUUCAAUUUCUUCAUCAACUUUUUUAACAAAAAAAUAAUAUUUCUUUUAGUUUUUUAUGUUCACCGUAUGUUCCCCCAGCUACCUUAACAAUGACAAAAUAAUGACAUUACCUAAAAUUGUUAUUUUCAUAAACCCUACACCAUUCCGUACGUGCCUACACCUCUGUGUUGCCUAACUUAAUACCUUGAUUAAUUAUUAUUAUCAUUACUAUUAUAAUUCAGUUAAAUUGUAACGAAACAUAACUUUUUAAAUUUUAGUUUGCUUCCUUACGUAAAUAUAAAAAUCGUAUUCGGAAACAUUAUUUUAAAUUUAUUGCUUUCAAAAAUACCAACAUUUAAAAACGAAAGUCUUGCAUGGCUCAGGUAUCGCUACGAUCAAAUGGUGGACCUGUGAAUAUGACGAAUACAGAGAUGCAACAACCUUCACCGAGUGGCAAAUAGUUGGUACGAUAUGAAAGAUUGUAUUUCUUUUAGUCUUAUCAUUAGCGAGUCAUAAGGCAUGUUUAUGUCCUCGCAUUGUUAGCCAGUCAGAUGAUGUUUUUAAAAUGCUUAUAUUGAUAAUUUUUCAUUUACUUUCUUUAAAUGUAUCCCCUUUCAAAAUCAAACUGUAGUGAUUAUGAGCACAUUUUUUUUAAACAUCUGCCAUUAUAAUUAAAUGAAUAAAUAUCCAAAUUCGUUGCCCACAGUUUAAGAUACGCAUAUGAUAUUUUAGAUGUUUUACUGUAGAUCCCACCAAGUACAGGAUGCCAGCCAUCGACAGCGGUGAGAGGACCAAUCCAGUGCUGCCCAUCAGUGCUGUCGUCACAGGGGUGGCCAACCACUUCCAGGGGAAUCAGACCUACUUUAACUACAGGUACACAAACAGGAUUUGUCAGAUUGAGCUUUUGGGGGAAAUUUUGUAUUCUUCCCAGUAGAUUAAGAAAAACAAAAUUUUCUUACACUACUUAAAUGACAAAAAUGAUUUUAAUCGACUGUUCUUUAGACAACUGUCAUUUUCAGUUGAAAAAAUGUAAUGCUAAGAUUUCCCAUUUGUACAAUGUAUCAAAAUGUGGGGAGCUAUCGUUCAGUUAUUAUAUUCAGUAUCUAUAUAUUCAGUUACUAUAAUCAGUUACUAUAUUCAGUAACUAUAUUCUGUUACUAUAUUAUGUUACUAUAUUCAGUUACUAUAUUCAGUUACUAUAUUUAGUUACUAUAUUCUGUUAUUAUAUUCAGUUACUAUAUUCAGUUAUUAUAUUCUGAUACUAUAUUCACUUACUAUAUUCAGUUACUAUAUUCAGUUACUAUAUUCAGUUAUAUUAGUCAGUUAGCUUAUUCAUUUACUAUAUUCAGGUAUGACUUCGCAUCUUUCAAACGGAUUCAACCUGAUGAUGACAAUUUCCGGGUAAAUAGUUUUUGUAGGGGGGUAGGGUUUGGGGAAGGAGGACUUAAUUAAAGCGUUUGUGGUCGGGUGCUAAAUAUUUUUAACGUGAAUUCCAAAUUUUUCUGAGAAAUCUUAUGGAUCAGAAUAUUAAUUUAAACGGUGUUGAGUUUAAAUAACAGCUAGAAGGGAAGCUUUCUAAACAAAUAAACUGCAAUUCCUAACCCAUUGCAUAUAAGCCUAUGUUAAAUGGAAAGAAACACAUUUUUUUUAAAAAAAGUGUUAUGCCUCUACAUACGUGUAGAAACACAUUGCAAUUUCCCCCACUUCAUUACCCUCUAUGCCCACAUGAUAAUCAUAUUUUACAUACCCAACAUGUUAAUUACCAUAAAGGCACUACAAUGAUCGUUUUUUUCAUAAAGAAGUUACCGAUGUGUAUUGAUUUAAAUAAAGCGUUUAAAUGCACGAAGCAAACAAUCCAACUAAAGAAGGCAAGUGCUUCAACAAAACAAACAACAACAAAAAACUGCUAUAUUUAAAAAUAUGUUCUUACGAUAAUUUUUUUCUUUCUUAGAGUUCAUCUGAUAUCGUGUCAAAACAUAGCUUAAUUAGCACAGUUUGAAUAAACUCCGACUACUGCUUAAUUUUAUUUAAUGAAGGUUUAAUUACUUUGCCAUUUAAACAGAAACUAUUGAACUAUUCACUCACAUGUGUUUAUCCUGUGUUCUAAACCACACCAGAUUCCAGCCAACACUCUGUGUCUGGUGAAGCCCCAGCUGGACACUCCACUUCCGUCCAUGCCAGGUUAUUUCAAAUUUCGCGGAGAACAAGUUGUCCAGGUCUCUACUGAGUCCCAGACGCCAAACCCGGCGGAUAUGACGUUGACUGUAGUAUGUACUCUCUAAAUAGCUUUUAAAAAAACAAUUAAAAUGAAAGUGGAGAACGAUUUUUAAUUGAAGCACUGCUACAGUGGCAGAUAACUUUUGGGAGAUAAUUAACUUAUUAUGUUUGAAAAUAUCUCGUUCUUGGUCUGUGUAUGUCAUACAGGUUAAUAGCAAACAUUUAAAAGACGAAUUUCAUUAUCAAAACAGCAUUUUUUAUUUGACAACCUCUUUUUUUUUUUUUUUUUAACUUCAUGAAAUGGCAAUUUUUUUAAAUUCUUUAGGUUGUUUGGCUUUGUAGGGAUUACAUUUCCUCGCUUAGAAACAAUGACGGUGCAUAAAAAAAGUCUGAAAUGAAAUUUCUUUAUCAAAACAGCCUUUUUUUUUUGUCUUCCUUUUUUUUUUUUUUUUUUUAACUUCAUGAAAUGGCAAUUUUUUUAAAUUCUUUAGGUUGAUUGGCUUUGUAGGGAUUACAUUUCCUCGCUUAGAAACAAUGACGGUGCAUAAAAAAAGUCUGAAAUGAAUUUCAAGAUUUUUAAAGAUUACAAACUCAAAUUUACAUAUUCUUAAAACAGUUCAAUUUUCAGAAUUAGGGAAGAAGUAACAUUUACUAUUUAUCCUGCAACAGCUUCAAUAAAUAAAAAAAAAAAACAACAUCUAAGCCGUAUGUAGGGCCGGCACUGGCCUUUUGUACAAAAGUUUGGUUCUUAAAACACUCCUCCUUAUUCGCAAUGUUCUGGCCUUUUUAAUGAUUUUUUGAAAACGACAAAGUAAAAAAAAAAAUUUUUUUUUUUUAAAUUCGUUUACUCCUAUUAUUAUCUUUUUGCUCCUGUGUAACAAACGUUCAGCCCCCUUUAAAUUUCCAAGGCCUUCCGAGGACCCGCAGUGUUGCAGGACUCACGCGACGGUUUCUGAUUAUAUCAGAAUUGUUUCUGGCAUAGAAUAGUUUAGAGUGAAAGGUUUAGGGCAUAAAUUAAUUUAGACGGAAAUGUUCAGGCACGGAGUAAGUUAGACGGAAAUGUUUAGGGCAUAGAAAAAAAAUUAGACGGAAAUGUUCAUGCAUAUUUUUACAUUGACACGGAAAUGUUUAGGGGAUAGAAUAGUUUAGACGUAAAUUUUAGGGCAUAAAAUAAUUCAUACGGCAAUGUUCAGGCAUAGAAUAAUUCAGACGGAAAUGUUCAGGCAUAGAUAAAUUCAGACGGAAAUGUUUAGGGCACAGAAUAAUUUAGACGGAAAUGUUUAUGCAUAGAAAAAUUUAGACUUAAAAUGUUAAGGCUUAGACUCCUUUUGACCAAAAAAAAUUAUGCAUCUUUUUGUUGUUCUUUGCAACCAUCUCUGAUCGACAGGAAGAAUACAAGAAAGAUAUCGGAUUGUAUAUCCAGGAUGUCAUCUCAACGCCAGUCACUGUUAGCGCUGACAACGACAAGUCUUUCAUCAAACGCGUGGAUGAUUUUAACACAGGUCGGUACGAGGCUGCGCGUGCCAGAGUAUGUGUUCGCGUGAGUUAUUCCCCCCCUCCCCACCCCCCCUCAUCGUGUUUUUUAACAACCCGGUAGCAUUAGUUAAAAUUUAGAUAAAACAGUAUUCGUUCACCGUGUUUCUUAACAUGUUAAAAUUCCCUACAACACAACGGAUGACCAUCAUCAGGUCUGACCUAUGAGCUGGACUUGGAGUCCGGCGAGUGCCAGGUCAAGGUCAUCGAUGGGAACUCGGUCGAUGCCAUCAACAUGGGCAACGGCGUGGUUCAGAUGAAAAAUUCUGAUGAUUUCUUUGAUCUCGAUCCCAUGUCCUACCAAUUCAUGGGCCUGGUAAGUUUUUUUCUUUUUCUUUUUUUUUUUUUUUUUUAAUUUUUUUUUUAGAAAAAAAUCUUGGAUAGCACUUAACUUUAUCUAAAAUUUAUAAAUCAUGGCAAUUUUUUUUGUUUUUUUAAAAAUUUUUUUUUUUUAAAGUAAGUUUUUUUCUUUUUCUUUUUUUUUUUUUUUUUAAUAUUUGUUUUAGAAAAAAAUCCUGGAUAGCACUUAACUUCAUCUAAAAGUCAUAAAUCAUGGCAAUAUUUUAUGUUGUCUUAAAAACUUUUUUUUUUUAAAAAAGACUGACGAUGUCUGGUAAAACACAAUGUAUUCCGCCAAUAGAAAAAGAAUAACCAGAAUCGAAAUUUAUGAUUUGAAAACUGUUGCAUCAUUUAGAGUUCUUUUGGACUAAAUUUUCAACAAGAGAACAGAUCUUUUUUUUUUUAUUUUUUAAAUUUCGGUUUAUUUUCAACGCCUUGAUCUGUGUCUUCUGGCCAGCACGAGCAUCGCGGAAUCAUGUGUAAAGUUUGGACCGCAUUCUUUGGUCCUGACCAGACGUCACGUCCAAGAUACUCUCUCUUCUCCUGGUAUUUCGCUGAUGUACGCCUUUCGUGCUUAUAAAAAUUUUAAUCACCAACACAAUGUAACGGGUUUUCAUCAAGUUAUUUUGAGUAACACCGCUAAAUUUUGAUAUAAUAUCAGUAUUUUACUUUUAUAUAAAAAAAAAACACGAAAAAAUCUAUUUAAAAAUGCUAAGUUUAAUAUAAAUUUAUUUAAGUGUUAAUGAUAGUAAAUUUCAAAUAAUUUUUAAACAGAAUUAUUACCGAAUUUUUUCAAAAAAGUCGCUCUUGAAGCUAAAAUAAAAUUACGUGAGUAAUUCACGUUGCUACACAAAUAGAUAGCGAAGAAAAAACGUUAAAAUUAAAUAUUUAUUAAUUUUUCGCCUUGUAAAGUUAAAGAAAGUUUUUUUGGGGGGUUUUUUUUUAGAGAGUUUUAAAAUAGUUUUCUUUCAAAUGUCUACAGCAAGACUGGAUGACGUCGAAUGGCUUCAGGUCCCCAACCGUCAUGCCCGUAGCUCUAGAAGUGACCGUAGGAGAUGUAAGUGUUGUGUACCUCACUUAGUAACUUCUGUCUUCAUCCUUUGAGUUAAAAAAUAAUUAUUAAGUUAGUUGUGGUAACUUUGAUACAUCUGCUUAUUAACUAACAACUUUUUAUGACACAUUGACGUAUGCAACAAAAAAUUAUGAUUUCAGUUUUUCGGCUAUUCAAAAGUCAGUUUGUCAAACUUUUGCCAAGCUCGACCGUGUAGACUUUUUAAGAACACAAAAAAAAAACGAAACCUUGAAAUAUCAGUUGCCCUACCCCAGGUCCCCCAAAAGGCACACCUGAUACUAUCAAGCCUUAUUUUGCAACUAGCUAGCCUUGCGUUGCAACUGGCUAGGCUAAUGUUGCAACUAGAUAGGCUUAUGUCGACACUAGCUAGGCUUAUGUUGCAACUAGCUAGCCUCAUGGAUGCGGCUGGCCAGGCUUAUUUACAACUGGCUAGGCUUAUUUGCAACCAGCUAGGCGUAUGUUGCAACUAUCUUGGCUUAUGUUUCAUCUAGCUAGGCUUAUGUUGCAAUUAGCUAGGCUUAUGUUGCAAAUAGCUAGGCUUAUGUUGCAACUAGGUAGGCUUCACGUUGCACGUGUGAAAAUGCUUAUGUCGAGUCUCUAUGAUUUAAUUCUUUUGUUUCUAAACUACUGAGUUGAUUUACGUCGUCAAUUCUUUUCCCCAGAAAUACACUCAGUUUAAUAUAUUCGAGUGGGCCACAGAUGAACAGGAAGAUCAUCUGGAUCUGUCCACCUGUUUCGACCCGAAGAGUACCAUGAACAUAGAGGUUCAUUUUAAUGGUAAGAUUGUAGAAGAGCACCAUGGACAUACAGGCUCGAUGUGAUAGUUAGCUUUUACCCACUAAACAUAUUUAUUUUUGAUGUACUGUUUCAAUUUUCUUAAUUUGAAAAGUUUUAUAAAUUUCAUAAAUGCCUUCAGUAACGUAACAUUCAAAAAACUGGCUUCAGGUCUGUGACAUUCAACCGAUACGUUCUUAGCGAAGCUUUCAUGAGGCACCAUCUUCCCCCAAAAUAUCUAUGAUUGACAUAUUUUAACUUUAGUAUCAAGAUUUUUUUUGCGCCCCUUGAAUAAGGCGCCUAGGGCAGGUGUCUCUUCACCCAUCCCCCCCCCUCUCACUCACUCACCUCCUACACACGACCUUGACAGAAUAAAUAGUAAGACAUCACAAAGAACAGACUCAAAACGAUCAGCAGUAGAAUAGAAUAAAAAUCCUGUUUACAAAUCAACACUAACUUCACAUCUUUGUUUUGUUUUUUUUGGUUCCUCAGCGCGUUACGACCAGUUCUACACACCAGCUAAGCUUGGAUUCCGUAAGGGCCUCACGCAGAGUCUGUUUAAGUUCACCAAUCUGAAGUCAACUCUGAGAAUAGCUGAUCUUGAUGUGAGAUGGUGGAGAACAAAAAAAUUAUUUUAUUUCUAAAAAAAUUAAUUUUGCUGAUAAAUUGUAGAGGUCCAAAAAUUGAGGGUUGAAUAAUAAUAAUAACUAAAUUACAGGUAACUGCAAAUAAAUAUCAAUCAAUAGAAGAGAUUGCUCAGUGCUGCGAUUAAAUCCUUUAAAUUUUCAAUUGAUUCAUCUGAUCCAUUUGAAAUAUUUUCACUCUCAAGUCUUCCGAAGCUCUCCGUGCCAUCUCUUUCUAGCGAGUGGCAUCCACUGUCAAGUGUUUUACAAGAAAAAUACAGAUGGUUAUCAUCCACUGUAUCCUGGUCUUACUUCCAGUGGUCUGGGCUAACUCUUGCUAUUGGAAAAUUUAGUCAAGGACGAGAGUGCUGGGUGGCCGAGAGGUCUAAACGGUCUCAAACCAAACAGCUGGUGGUCUGGAGUUCAAUCCCCACCAAAGCAAAUCAUCCCAAGCACCCCGGGUAGAUGGGACUCGUUAGCCUUGGACGACAACCCAUCUAAGAGAAGGCAAACUCUGAAUUUAAACCAGGAGCCAGAAUGAUCAACAAAUUGAUCGUGGGCCCCUCAAAUAUAAGAAGAAGUGCGGAUGAAGAAUUUGAGCAACUCUCCCUCAGGCCACGGCAAGGAAUACUACUAAAGUCGAAGCCUUGGUCAUAACCGCAUGAGGUGGAAGGAAAAUAUAAACAAUGGUCUUAACCCCUUCCCUUGAUUGUAUAUCUGUGAUGAAUUAGUCCUUACCCCGACCCCACCUCCCCCCCCCCAAACCCACCCGCCGCCCAAACCACAAACAGAAAGACAAGAUCAAGUUUGAAUAGAAGUGACUUUAAAAAAAAUAACUUCCAAAAGGUGUUCCCCCAUAAUCUCACACUUGACCCUAGAGCAUGAGCUUAACUGAGAGUGAGAAAUGUUUCUUUUAAAGUUAAGAUAUGGAAUAAAUGGAGAGAGCAUGUCAAUCCGGUGGUGACAGAUUGAAGAAGCUUCAGAUCUGGACGACGAGGUUAGACAAGCUGAGCUAAGAAUAUCAUUACUGCAGUGGGAUUGUCAUCAUCCACAACUAAAUUAUACCUUUUCUUUUUUUUUUUUUUGUUUCGUUAAAAUUUCAUUACACUAAUUAAAUAAUUCAGUGAUUUUUUUUUUUUUUUUUUUUUUAAAUUUCUUUUUCCUAAUUAAAUAUUUAUGUGAAUUUUUUUUUUUUUUUUUUUUUUUUUUUUUUUGUUUCGUUAAAAUUUCAUUACACUAAUUAAAUAAUUCAGUGAUUUUUUUUUUUUUGUUUCGUUAAAAUUUCAUUACACUAAUUAAAUAAUUCAGUGAAUUUUUUUUAUUUUUUUUUUGUUUGUUUCGUUCAAAUUUCAUUACACUAAUUAGAUAAUUCAGUGAAAUUUUUUUUUUUUUUUUUUUUUCAAAUUUCAUUACACUAAUUAAAUAAUUCUGUGAAUUUUUUUUUUUUUUUUUAUUUUUUUUUUUUUGUUUUGUUAAAAUUUCAUUACACUAAUUAAAUAAUUCAGUGAAUUUUUUUUUUUUUUUGUAAAUUUUAAACUGAGCUUAGUUCCCGUGCAGGUCCAGCCAGGGGAUGGCAAUAUCAUCGUGGCCAGAUUCAAGCUUCUCGACAAGCUGAACAUCACCGGCGACGUGGUCAACAUCACAAAGCCGGUCCCGAGUGCGGUUAUUCACCAACAGAUGGUGACGUCGGUCAACGCCGGGUCCUUCUCUGUUAACCUGGGAGGAAAGGUUAAAACAUAACUGAUGAAUCAACUUCUGAUAGACGCGUAACUAGUGAAGCCUGAGUCCCCCGCUGUGUUGAAAUGUUGUUGUCAAAGAGAGAGAGAGAGAGAAAAUGUUUGAUGAUCAAAGAGAUAGAGACAAUUUUUGAUGAUUAAAAAGAUACAGAAUAUGUUUGAUGAUCAAAAAGAUAGAGAAUAUUUUUGAUGAUCAAAGAGAUAUAGAAAGUUUUUGAUGAUUAUUACAACUCGGACCUAGUGUAACUUUCUCUAAAAGUUUUUUUUAUGAGUGCUACAGCUUGGACCUGGUGUAACGUUUAUUUAAAACAGACCUGCACAACUCAAAAUGUAAGGGGGGCCGUAAUGCAUUAUGAAAAACUUGUGCGGGCACAAAUAAUAUAGGUCAGGGGGGAAAGCUAUUAAGAAAAUAAUAAGAAUAAAGCGUUUUUCAUUAACUCGCGGGCCACAAAGUGGGUGCUGGCGGGCCACAUGCGGCCCGCGGGCCGUAUGUUGUGCAGGCCUGAUUUAAAAGAAUGGUGAUAUAUUUUACAACAUGAACCUUGUCUAACUUUGGCUAAGGGAAUCUUUUGUUAAAUUAUUUAAUGAAUGUUACAACUUGGACCUGGUGUAAUGCUCGUCAAAAGUUCGUUUAGAAUGUUACAACUUGGACCAAGUGAAGCGUUCAUUAAAAAGUUUUUCUUUUAGAAUGUUACAACUCAGACCUGGUGCAGCGUUCGUUGAAACUGUUGUUUUUUAGAAUGUUACAACUUGGUGUAUAGCUUUUCAGCUCCUUCCAUUUGUUUUCCCAUCUGAUAGGAAAAAUCCGUGAUCUACGCCAAACGUAAUUCUGUAACUGUGGUCACACCAUCCCGGUACGUGACCAGUGGCCAAGGCUAUUCACCUGGUAGGUGUGCUGCUUAUCAUUUUUUUUUUUUUUAAUUUUGCAUUAAAUCAACACGGAGGCUGUGGAGCAGAUACAGAUUGAGAGAAGAUAAACCUGCAACAAAAGUGACUCCACUCCCAACCCCACUGAUGGAUUAAAAUACCCAUAAGAAUCGUUCAUAAAAGAAUGUACUUGAACAUCUUGUCACAAAACAUUACCAGGAGCUCUGGGCUCAACAUAUUAAUUUGAAAUAGUCUUGAAAUAUAUUUUUAUUUAAUUUUUUUUCCGUUACAUAUUUAGAGCUUCAGAAUUUGUGUACGAACAUUUUAUUUGGAUAGAGUUGGCAAUACUGCUUAUAACGCAAGAUGAGUUGCAUUGAUGAAUCGGUUGAUUUUUUAAAACUGUUUUAAAAAAAUUGAUUUUUAUUUUUGUUGUUGUUGUUAUCUGCAUUUUAUAAUUAUCUACGUAUGCUAUUAUUUGUUCCGACCCUGCUUAUUACUUGUAAACAAUGUUAUUUAACAGAGAUUGUAUCAUCAGCCGCUGUUCACUCUGUCCCCCCAGGUGUCAUGGCCGGCGUGGGUAUCGGCACCCUGGUCGCCGGCCUGCUGAUUGGGGCCGUGCUGGUCCUCAGUUUGAAAAAGCUUCGAAUCAUCGGGAAUAAGGAAGACGUGCCCUUAACCCAACUCAACCCUGCUGAAACUUAAACUGACCGACCAUGAGCACGUCAACACACACUUUUGUAUUAGUCAAUGAAAUCUCCUGCGCCCCGGUUUCCGCUGUGACUUUAAUGUUGCGGUAUUUUGUCUUAACGUCGACUGAAGGUGUUACCCAGUAAAAAAAAACAUAAAUUAAAAUGUAAAUAGCGUGCUUCUGUUAACGACGCAUGCAUGCCUUGUAAAAACGCAUUGUCAAUAAAUGAUACAUUACUUUUG
This is a messenger RNA of Lymnaea stagnalis (great pond snail), 13639 nucleotides long. The record is from the annotation of a GenBank genome assembly. NCBI's taxonomy places the organism in Eukaryota, Metazoa, Mollusca, Gastropoda, Lymnaeidae.